UGUCCACCAUACCAAUUAAGGCCAAGAUAUAUACAAAUCUAAACAAGUGAGAGAUAAACAAAUAGUGCGCAUACUUGGGAAGGCCCCGACAAUCGCUGCAGCAGCUUACUUGAGGAUGGCUGGAAGGUCACCUGUUCUUCCAUCCAGCAACCUCUCAUACACUGAGAACUUCUUGUACAUGCUUGAUUCAUUGGGUAAUAGGUCUUAUAAACCCAAUCCUCGUCUUGCUCGAGCUCUGGACAUUCUCUUCAUAUUACAUGCAGAACAUGAAAUGAACUGCUCUACUGCAGCAGCACGCCACCUUGCUUCAAGUGGUGUUGAUGUAUAUACAGCCCUUGCUGGAGCAGUUGGGGCGCUAUAUGGUCCUCUUCAUGGUGGAGCAAAUGAGGCUGUGCUUAAGAUGUUGAGUGAGAUUGGAAGCGUUGACAAGAUACCAGAGUUCAUUGAAGGUGUAAAGAACAGGAAGCGUAAGAUGUCUGGUUUUGGGCACCGUGUAUAUAAAAAUUAUGAUCCGCGAGCAAAAGUCAUCAAGAAUCUUGCAGAGGAAGUAUUUUCCAUUGUUGGCCGGGAUCCUCUUAUAGAGGUGGCCAUAGCUUUGGAGAAAGCUGCUUUAUCAGAUGAGUAUUUUGUGAAGAGGAAGUUGUAUCCGAAUGUUGAUUUCUAUUCUGGUUUAAUCUAUAGGGCAAUGGGUUUUCCCCCAGAAUUCUUCACUAUUCUAUUUGCAAUUCCUCGAAUGGCUGGAUAUUUAUCUCACUGGCGCGAAUCUUUAGAUGAUCCUGAUACAAAGAUAAUGAGACCGGCGCAGGUGUAUACUGGCGUUUGGCUACGGCAUUAUAUGCCACUACAAGAACGAAUGCGCUCGGCAGAAACAGAUAAACUCAGUCAAGUGUCGGUCUCCAAUGCUACUAAGAGGCGGCUGGCGGGAUCUGGGAUCUAGACUCUGUUAUGAUCGAUACAUACAUCAGAAUGCCUAGGUAAAUUCAUAAAUUUCUGAAAAUAAGUAAUAAUCAUUCCAGACUCUGGACAUUCUUGCCAUCUUAAACUGAUUAAUGUAACUAUGUAAGACUGCAUAGAGCACAUAGUAUGUAACAAUAAUCAGUGUGUCGAUGAUCCCUUAUUUUACAGUAAUAAACAAUCCUUUGGAAUUUCUUGUUUCUUGACAUUGAAAAGAUGAACACUGUUUAUUUUCUAGA
Olea europaea var. sylvestris is the source of this 1193-nucleotide messenger RNA. RefSeq names its product citrate synthase, glyoxysomal. NCBI's taxonomy places the organism in Eukaryota, Viridiplantae, Streptophyta, Magnoliopsida, Lamiales, Oleaceae. Gene Ontology annotation, cellular component: mitochondrial matrix. The record is from RefSeq and is a predicted model, not a curated record. The transcript has 10 exons. Bases 116 to 937 code for a protein of 273 amino acids. Gene Ontology annotation, biological process: carbohydrate metabolic process; tricarboxylic acid cycle.